UAGCCGGAGGCCUGCUGAUAGGAUUGUGUGCUCCGAACGACAGUCGACGGAGCGACCGCGGCACAACGAGAGAGCGGGCGCGCCGGCCGAGUCGACGCGUCGGAAAAAGCGAGCAGCCGUUAAGAAUGAGCGGCUACCCAGGCGGCUUGAGUCCGCGCCAGCAGGCCACGCUUGACCAGUUCCGCAAUGCGGUGGCGGAUGUCAAGAGGCCGUCGGACACGGAUGCCUUCCUGUUACGCUGGCUACGGGCACGGGAUUUCGAUGUGGCCAAGGCGGAGCGGAUGUACCGUCACGACCUCAAGUGGCGGAAGGAAAACGGCAUCGACGACAUGUUACAAAGUUACGAAGCAUCCGAGAUAGUGAAGGAAAACUAUCCUGGCGGCGUCCUGUACCCCUGCAAGGAUGGCAGGCCUCUGUGGAUGGUUCCAGCCGGAGUGGAUUUUCAAGCGUUCAUAGCGUCACUGACGCCCGAAGUUGUGCAGCGACACUGUACGUACCUCAUGGAGUACACGGAGUUCCUCAAGCGUUCUGCUUCGAAGGAGGGUGGAAAGGAAAUACAGUCUCAAUACAUGGUCAUAGACUUGGAAAAAUUCAGCCUGCGUAACCUGUACUGUUGGCAAGCUGUAAAAACUCUUACCAACGUACUGCAAACCAUGGAGAACCACUAUCCGGAGUGCCUGGAGAAGUGUAUUGUUAUCAAUGCGCCAAACUUCUUCCCCGUGCUGUGGAAGAUGGUGCGGCCGUUCUUGACGCAGAGGACGACUGACAAAAUUGAAGUUUACGGCAAAGAUGGCUGGAAGGAGAACGUAUUGAACAUCAUUGACGCUGCUCAGCUGCCGGCCUACUGGGGUGGAGACAUGGUGGGGCCUGACGGAGACCCACGGUGCAAGCACAAGGUGAACUUUGGCGGCCGGUUCGAAGAGGGCGUGACGCGUUCCGCCUCCUCCGUGUUCGACGAAAUGGGCGCCCAGCAGCGCACCAUCGCCCGCCGCGAGCGGUGGGAGCUGCCGGUGGACGUGGACAGGGCUGGCUUGCGGCUCAGUUGGCGAUUCCAGGUGGCUACGGGAGACGUGGCCUUCGGCUUGCGCAUGCGCAGUGGGGAGCGCCUGCUGCCCCUGCGACGCCUCGACGCCUGUAACUACAUACCGCAGGAGGGAAGCUGGGACUGCGACACACCGGGAACAUAUGUGCUCGAAUUCGACAACAGCUACAGCUGGUUGACUGACAAGACGAUCGCCUACGUGGUUUGCGUGCAGACACCAGAGGAAGGCUCCUGACUGCUCUCUUCCGGCUACGACUAGGUCCAUAACUAUAUAACGCAUGUAAUGAGGAACAAAUAAAAAUUUAUUGUUGUU
Molecule: messenger RNA, 1355 nt
Organism: Dermacentor andersoni
Lineage: Eukaryota; Metazoa; Arthropoda; Arachnida; Ixodida; Ixodidae
Product: SEC14-like protein 2
Cellular component (GO): cytoplasm
Source: RefSeq, a predicted model, not a curated record